AUUCUCUUCUUCUUUUCCUCACCAUUCAUCCUUUUCUCUGCCUCUCAAUUGAGCUAUUCGUUCAAUUCACACUCUACCUUUUCUCAAUGGCUCUUUUGAAACUCCUCUUUAUUGUAUUUCUCUCUCUAGCAUCAUGUGUCUUUGCUUCCAAUGAUGGUUGGAUUGAUGCUCAUGCUACCUUCUACGGAGGAGGUGAUGCUUCCGGCACAAUGGGUGGAGCAUGUGGAUAUGGAAACUUGUAUAGCCAAGGCUAUGGAACAAACACCGCAGCUUUGAGCACUGUUUUGUUCAACAGUGGAUUAAGCUGUGGAGCAUGUUUUGAGAUAAAGUGUGUCAAUGACCAAAGAUGGUGUCUUCCAAAUUCAAUUGUUGUCACUGCAACAAAUUUUUGUCCCCCAAAUAAUGCACUCCCAAAUAAUGCAGGUGGAUGGUGUAACCCUCCACUUCACCAUUUUGAUCUCUCUCAACCUGUUUUCCAACAAAUUGCUCAAUACAAAGCUGGAAUUGUUCCUGUUGCUUACAGAAGGGUUCCUUGCCAAAAGAAAGGAGGCAUAAGAUUCACAAUCAAUGGUCAUUCAUACUUCAAUCUAGUACUAAUUACCAACGUUGGAGGUGCUGGUGAUGUUACUGCAGUUUCAAUCAAAGGUUCAAAAACUAAUUGGGAACCAAUGUCAAGAAAUUGGGGUCAAAAUUGGCAAAGCAACUCUAACCUUGAUGGACAAAGUCUCUCCUUUAAGGUCACUUCUAGUGACGGUCACACCGUGGUCGCUAAUGAUGUUGUGCCAGAAGGAUGGUCUUUUGGCCAGACGUUCAACGGCAUUCAGUUCUGAUGGAAUGGAAUUUGAUGCAUCACUUCUUAUUCGAGGGCAUCUAAGGACACAUAGUUAGAAUAUUAAGGAAUUAAAAUUAAGGGAUUGCUAUAUAAUUUAGAAAAAAUAUAUCAAAUAAUAUAUUGAUAUAUAGGAGUGAGUUAUAGAUAUAGAGGCAAAUGAAAAGGGCUGAUUUUAAGAUGGUCCUGUCAUUUGAGUUGUGGUAUGAGGCAUUAUAUGUUGUGCUCUCAAUUAGAUGGCAGAGGUGGAUAUUUGUUUACAAUUUACCACCCGCUAGUUUAUUUUAUUAUAUGGUUUGAAUUAUGUAUCGACCCUAAAUUAAUAAUAAAAAGUAUUAUGUUUUCUAGCUAAGCAAAA
Messenger RNA from Lathyrus oleraceus (garden pea), 1187 nucleotides. RefSeq names its product expansin-A15. Bases 87 to 830 code for a protein of 247 amino acids. Gene Ontology annotation, biological process: plant-type cell wall organization. The transcript has 3 exons. Gene Ontology annotation, cellular component: extracellular region. The record is from RefSeq and is a predicted model, not a curated record. NCBI's taxonomy places the organism in Eukaryota, Viridiplantae, Streptophyta, Magnoliopsida, Fabales, Fabaceae.